AUGGCACUGUCCAAUAAAGCCGCCUACGUUCUCAGCCCCAACGGGCCUACCAUCGAGGUCAAAUCAGCACCGGUUCCACAACCUGGGCCAGGCGAACUACUUGUUAGAACCCAAGCUGUCGCUAUCAACCCAGUCGAUGCAGUCAAACAGUCAAUGGGCAACAUGAUGUUUGAGUGGCUCACAUACCCCCUUAUUCUUGGCUAUGAUGUCGCUGGCCAAGUUGUCAAAAUGGGGCCGGGAGUCACGCGGUUUGCCGAGGGUGAUAGAAUUGUCGGCGUGACAGCAGGCAUGGAUAAACGGGGGAGAAGACCAGACGAGGGUGCCUUUCAAGAGCUUGUCGUGAUCAGGCAGCAUUUGGCUGUGAAGAUCCCCGAGGGAAUGACCAGCGCUGAUGCAAGUGUCCUCCCUCUCACCACGGUGACUGCUGCAUGCGCCCUAUUCCAGAAGGACCAGUUGGCUUUGCAAAUGCCUAGCAUCAAGACAACCCGCACGUCAACUGGGGAGACCAUCGUGGUAUGGGGAGCGAGCACGAAUGUUGGGAGAAAUGCCGUACAACUUGCGGUUGCAGCUGGCUACGAUGUUAUUGCUACAGCUUCCCCCAAGAAUUGGGAUGCCAUUCGAAGCCUUGGUGCAUUCGCCGUUUACGACUAUCGAAGCCCCUCGGCUGUAGCUGAUGUUGCAUCCGCAUUCAAGAACAGAAAAUGCGCGGGUGCUGUAGCCAUUGGACAUGGCUCGCAAGCCAAGUGCAUCGAUAUUAUCAAGAUGAUUCCUGGCGCCACCCAAAUAGUGGCACAAGUAACAAUCGACAUGCCUGAAUCACCCCCGACAACCAAGGCCUCUAUGCUACCUUUUGUUGCCAAGUACUUCUGGUUAGUAGGCACAAAUAAGCUCAAGGUCUUGAGAAGCGGAGUGCGUAGUAAGUUUGUGUUUGGAACGGAUAUUAUCGAGUGGGAUAGUGAGGGUAGACUGGCUGUAUAUCUCAGCGAGGCUCUACAGCUGGGAGAGUAUAAGCUGAGUUCGGAAGCUCACAUUGUUGGAACUGGGUUGGAAAAGAUUGCUGAGGGUCUUGACAUGGUACGAGAGGGAUCGGCUGCUGUGUCUGGGAAGAAACUGGUUGUAAGACUGGAGUGA
Molecule: messenger RNA, 1131 nt
Organism: Fusarium sp. VM40
Lineage: Eukaryota; Fungi; Ascomycota; Sordariomycetes; Hypocreales; Nectriaceae
Source: the annotation of a GenBank genome assembly